Strigops habroptila (Kakapo) is the source of this 1074-nucleotide messenger RNA. It is a transcript of the gene BCAP31, whose product is annotated as B cell receptor associated protein 31. Gene Ontology annotation, biological process: endoplasmic reticulum to Golgi vesicle-mediated transport; intracellular protein transport. The record is from RefSeq and is a predicted model, not a curated record. The transcript is spliced from 8 exons. Lineage: Eukaryota; Metazoa; Chordata; Aves; Psittaciformes; Psittacidae. Gene Ontology annotation, cellular component: endoplasmic reticulum membrane; endoplasmic reticulum. Bases 107 to 835 code for a protein of 242 amino acids.
AGCUGUUGCCGCCCAGGCGGAGGGGGGACUUCCGCUCUGGGCUAAAACCUACUUCCGGUAGGGGCUUGAGUGGAGGGGACGGCGCCGCCGCUCCCGGAAGGCCGCCAUGAGCCUGCAGUGGACGGCAGUCGCCACCUUCCUCUACGCCGAGGUCUUCCUCGUUCUCCUGCUCUGUAUCCCCUUCGUGUCAGCGGCCAGAUGGCAGAAGAUCUUCAAGUCCCGCCUGGUGGGCCUGGCCGUGGCUUACGGCAACACUGUCUUUGUCGUCCUCAUCGUCAUCCUCGUCCUCCUGCUCUUCGACGCUGUCCGGGAGACCCGUAAAUAUGACGUGACGGACCGGGUGGCCCUUCAGAGCAGCCCCGGCGCCCUGGAGCAUUUCCACAUGAAGCUCUUCCGGGCCCAGCGCAACCUUUACUUGGCCGGUUUCGCCCUCCUGCUCUCCUUCCUCCUGCGCCGCCUCGUCACCCUCAUCUCGCAACAGGCCGUGCUGGGCGCCUCCAGCGAGGCCUUUCGCAAGCAGGCAGAAGGUGCCAGCCAGGCUGCCCGGCGCUACAUGGAGGACAACGAUGCCCUAAGGAAGCAGCUACAGGAGGCAGGGGGUGAUGGGGGCAGCUCGUCCCCGGCCCAAGACGAGAAUGAGACGCUCAAGGCCAAGGUGGAGAAGCUGAAGGAGGAGCUGGCAGCCAGCAAGCGCACCCUGGAGAAGGCAGAGAAUGAGGUUCAGGCCAUGAGGCGCCAGGCUGAGGGGCUGACACGUGAAUACGACCGGUUACUGGACCAACACGCCCGCCUGCAGGCAGCCCAUGAUGGUCCCCGGGACAAAAAGGAGGAGUGAUGGACCAGCCACGCAUGCCAAGACCAGGCCAUGCCUGGAGGCAGGACUCAGACAAGGUGUUUCUGGGGACCCCCCCCAUAUUUGGGACCCUGCUGCUCUAUGGGGGGGCAGGAAGGGGUUUGAGCCCCAUUUCAAUGGGUCUGAGCCUCCCUCCAUAUCCUUUCCAGGGGGGUCCCCUGGGUGUGGGCAGUGGGACCCCCUCACACAGCUUCUGCUUCAAUAAACCCAUGGGAUCAUGU